AUGGAUCCCAAUGAAAUACCUGCUGCGUCCUCCUGCCCUUCUGGCUCUAUGGCUGGGAGUAAGAUUGGAGCCCAGUGGGGGAUUGACAUGAGCCCCAGAAGAGCUACCCGUCGCUGUGACUGCCGCUACGACUGUGGUAUCUUUGACCAAAACCAGGACCAGGAGCCCUUCCGUCUCUUUCAGGAGGCCCACGAGUGCCACAAGUGUACCCUCUUCUCGGAACAAUGCAAGACCCUGCCUGCCGAGGGUGCCUCGAAGAUGGAGCAGGGCUCAAAUCUAAAGAGUCAAGAACUGGUAAGGAACGGGCUUGCCUCUCCCAAAGCCCGCAGCCCCGUCCAGAAGUUGACCUUUGAACCAGGAAUCAUCACCAAGCGCCCCAGCGGCUCUGCUGAUCAGUCAGUCCCCAAGCUCUUUGUCUCUGCCUUGGAUGCCAGCACCCUCGAGGAAGCAACCAACAAUUUCUCUUUCCAAGAAGACCUGCAGGCCCCCUUCCCUGAGCAGCAUGAUACCAAAGCUUCUGACCAGGACUCUGCCUAUUACGAGUGGCAGCAGAAGCUGGAGGCAGCUGAGGCUCUGUUGAUUCUGAGAGACUCUUUCCAGGCCCCUGCAGGCUCUGUCAUCUUGCUCGAACCCUGCGAGCCCUGCGUUGCACCAGCUCCUGCUGGAGAUGGAGAGCGCCAGCCUCCUAGUCCCUCUCUCCAGCCCAUGCUGGACAUCCCCAUUUCUCUGCCUGCUGGACACCCCGGGUGCACCUCCCCGUUGAGCUAG
Condylura cristata (star-nosed mole) is the source of this 768-nucleotide messenger RNA. Its product is annotated as doublesex- and mab-3-related transcription factor C2. The record is from RefSeq and is a predicted model, not a curated record. The coding region runs from base 1 to 768 and encodes 255 amino acids. The transcript is spliced from 5 exons. NCBI's taxonomy places the organism in Eukaryota, Metazoa, Chordata, Mammalia, Eulipotyphla, Talpidae.